Messenger RNA from Cuscuta campestris, 1855 nucleotides. Lineage: Eukaryota; Viridiplantae; Streptophyta; Magnoliopsida; Solanales; Convolvulaceae. The record is from the annotation of a GenBank genome assembly.
AAACCUUCCACCAUCAUCAUGACCCUCAAGAACAAGUGAACAUCCCAUUAACUUCUUCCAUUCAUCCGCCCCCUUUUUUCCCCUUCCCAAAACCCAUUUUUCCCUUCUUGAAUUUGGGGCUAUUUUGGUUGGGGUUUUCUGUUUUUAGGCCGUGGGGCUUGUUUGGGGGUGCCCAGUGAACUGUAAGUGGACUAUCAUGGGAAAUUGCUGGUGUAAAUGGGAGCCAUCCAUGUACAAGGUCUCAUCUAAUGCUAAACCAGAGCUCACGAAGAAUGAGAGUUCGGAAACGAAAGAAGAAACAAAGUUACCAUCAAAUCCAGAAGAGGUAGAAGACAUGCGUCGCACUUCGUCUUCAAACCCGUUGAUUGUGUUUAGAUUUGAUGAGUUGAUAGCCAUUACCAAGAACUUUAGACCGGAUUAUGUGGUCGGUGGCGGAGGGUUUGGAAAUGUGUACAAGGGAUUCAUCAACGAGGAUGUGAGGAAAGGUCACCAAUCACUUGAUGUUGCCGUUAAGGUUCAUGAUGGAGAUAAUAGCUAUCAAGGUCAUAGAGAAUGGCUGGCGGAAGUGAUAUUCUUGGGGCAGCUUUCUCAUCCGAAUUUAGUCAAAUUGAUCGGUUACUGUUGCGAAGAUGACCAUCGUGUGCUUGUAUAUGAGUACAUGGCCCGGGGUAGCGUUGAAAGCAACUUAUUCUCAAGAGUGUUGCCACCGCUUCCAUGGUCUACUAGAAUGAAGAUUGCACUUGGGGCAUCCAAAGGGCUAGCUUUUCUACACGAAGCAGAAAAACCCGUCAUCUACCGCGACUUUAAGACAUCUAAUAUUCUACUUGACCCGGAGUACAACGCAAAGCUAUCUGAUUUCGGCCUUGCGAAAGAUGGACCGGUUGGGGAUAAGUCUCAUGUGUCUACCCGAAUCGUGGGGACAUACGGUUAUGCUGCCCCCGAAUAUAUCAUGACAGGCCAUUUGUCACCCCGAAGCGAUGUGUAUAGCUUCGGAGUCGUUCUCCUCGAGCUUCUCACGGGGAGAAGGUCCUUAGACAAAGUGAGACCAACGAGAGAACAAAACCUCGUGGAUUGGGCUUUGCCCCUUCUCCGAGAGAAAAAGAAGUUGCUAAACAUCAUUGACCCGAGAUUGGAGGGCAAUUAUCCGGUCAAAGCGGUUCACCGGGCCGCAACCCUGGCUUACCAUUGCCUGAACCGCAACCCAAAAGCCCGGCCCCUUAUGCGCGACAUUGUCGAUUCCCUCGAGCCGCUCAACGUUCCGUGUGACGGUCCGGUUUACCCAACGGCUGUGACUGUGAUUAGGGAUAAUGGUGAUGGAGUUACCCAAGUAAAACUGCCAAGUUAAUACUGGAAUCCUUUUAACCUUUUUGUUUUUAAGUAUAUACAAAAUUACUUUAUCAUGUGUUAACAUAGUAUAAUUGUGUACUUGUGGGUACACUUUUUAACAUAGUAUAUAUGUGUUUCAAUAUAUGAAAUGCAUAAAAUUUGUACCAAGUCUUCUUAUAGUUGUUACCAAAGAGGAAUGGAUGAUCUAAGAAGGAUGGAAUCUCUAUUUCCGGAGUAUUUGCAGUUGAUACCCAAAUCUCCAAUUUCAAGUUUCGAAUCCUUAAACCUGAUCGGAAACACGAAGUUUGAGUUUUGGUUCAAGACUAUAAGAUUAGAGGAAAUGAUAUCGGUAAGUUGUGAUUAUCUACAUUUUUUCAUCAUUUACUUAUCUAAGUGUUCUGAAAAUUCUCACAAACACAGGAAAAAUGUUAUGCAUGAAAGAUUUAGCUUUACAACCGAUAAAGUGAUGUUUAUAUAAUAUGAAUCGUUUUCUCGAUCAAAAUAGAAUUAAGAAAUAGAGAAUAAUCUG